CUGUGACGUAGGCUAUAGUAUACCCAAUUAUACUUAAUGGGUUGGCAUAAAUACUGUUUUUGAGUUUCAGUUUUUGACCAUCUUUCUCGUGAGGAGAAAAAAAAAAUUCCAGAUAAAUAAAUUUAAAUGAAAUUUUAGAUAAAUUUAAAUAAAAUUUUUCAGGCAUUCAGAUAGCUUUAAAAUUAAUUAGUUUUAUUCAGAAUUUAUAUUAAUCAAAUAAGAUGACUCACUUACAAAAAAAUGCCCGCUAUGACAGACCUGUUCCUGAACCACAUUUUAUACCUGGAUAUACUGGUCACUGUCCAUUCUUAAGUGAUUAUGUUGGAAUUAAUUAUCCAUGGGCUACUCACGCCGUUAUGCAAUUCAGACCAGAUAUAGCUAAGAGAUUGUCGGCUAUGAGAUAUUCUGAUGUGAUCAAGCAGGGUGACAGAACAAACCAGUGGGAGAGAGUGCGGGACAAAGCAAUGAAGAAAGAAAGAAAAUGUUGGAUGAAGCAAUUUGACCAGGAUGGAAAAGAUCUAAUGGCAAAAACAAGAUGUUGCGAAAAUAUGCAAGGAGCCAAAGCUGAGAAUUCCAGCAUGAAGCCCUGUUAUGUGGUUGAAGUUUUUAAAGAGUUUCACUAGUGUUGAUCAUUUACAAAAGCUCAAAUCAAAAAUAAAAUUUAAAAUACAAAAAAAAUCUUAGUAAAGGAGCAUGAAUAAUUUAGUCGAACCAAUUG
Parasteatoda tepidariorum (common house spider) is the source of this 718-nucleotide messenger RNA. RefSeq lists its product as uncharacterized. Lineage: Eukaryota; Metazoa; Arthropoda; Arachnida; Araneae; Theridiidae. The record is from RefSeq and is a predicted model, not a curated record.